Molecule: messenger RNA, 714 nt
Organism: Pestalotiopsis fici W106-1
Lineage: Eukaryota; Fungi; Ascomycota; Sordariomycetes; Amphisphaeriales; Sporocadaceae
Exons: 1
Coding region: 1-714 (237 amino acids)
Source: RefSeq, a predicted model, not a curated record
AUGUCUGAGCUCAACGGGUACAUUAUCAGAGCAGAGGUGCACGAUCCUCCAGCCUGGGGCUAUGCCGUUUACAGGACCGCCUACGGCGCGGCGACCGACGAGCCCUGGCGGCUACUUCUCGAGGCCAUCCGUACCGAGGUUCGGAGAGACGUGCUCAGCCUCCGGAUCCCCCGCGGGGGGAACCCGUCCCGCUACUCGGACGAGGAGACGCAGAGAUGCGAAGAAUUCUUGUCGCUGCUCACACUUGAUACCAAGGAGGACCAGAGCACUCUGCAAGGCGCGUCCAUGGACCGCGUACGGGAAAUAAUCAAAGAAACCGACCCGCUGCCGACCGAGGACGAGUGGCUCCUCGACGGCACCUUGACGACACGGCAAGGCGUCUUCCUGUACGUCGACGACGAGGUGCUGGAGUCAGUGGCGGCGGCGGCGGCGGCCCAGACUCCAACUCCAACUGGCGGCUCUUGUGCUGCUGCUCCGUGGAUCAAGAUGGUGGAGCUCGACUACGAACCAGAGAAGCACAAGGGAAACAUACGCGUCGGCCCUCAAUACUACUUUGGGUGGAUGAAGGUGUCUACUGAUAGCUUUUUCCAACUGUGGUCGGCACAAGAGGGCAAGUAUCUGUGGUCAUUUGCACCACCGAGCACAGAUGAGAGAACGCUGCCAAUAUGGAAUGGGAUUGGGAUGACACCAACCGACUGUAGGGGGAAGAGAUGA